Molecule: messenger RNA, 1008 nt
Organism: Conger conger (European conger)
Lineage: Eukaryota; Metazoa; Chordata; Actinopteri; Anguilliformes; Congridae
Product: mitochondrial ornithine transporter 1-like
Exons: 6
Coding region: 1-1008 (335 amino acids)
Biological process (GO): mitochondrial L-ornithine transmembrane transport
Molecular function (GO): L-ornithine transmembrane transporter activity
Source: RefSeq, a predicted model, not a curated record
AUGUCAGAUGCUAAACUGAUGGAUGUACCUGUCUGCGUGCGCAGCGGACCCUUGGUGCGCGCGACCCUCUCUGGGGGCCAGAUGGCGGUGGAGAAAGGCGGGGUGCACCCUGUUAUAGACGCCCUAAUCAAUCUCACUGCUGGUGCCGCAGGGGGAGUGGCGUGUGUGUUAAGCGGACAGCCCUUUGACACGGUGAAGACGAAGCUGCAGACGUUUCCCAGCUUGUAUAGUGGCUUCGUGGACUGCUCCCUGAAGACAUACCGACAGGACGGAGUGUGGGGCCUGUACCAGGGCACCAUGCCUGCCCUCCUGGCCAACAUGGCGGAGAAUGCCGUCCUCUUCGCCUGCUACGGAACCUGCCAGCAGCUCACCGCUCGGACCUUCGGUCUGGAGAGCACUUCAGAACUCAGUGACCUGCAGAAUGCAGCAGCAGGCUCGUUAGCGUCGGUGUUCUCCUCCCUGGUGCUCUGUCCCACUGAGCUGGUGAAGUGCCGCAUGCAGGCCCUGCACGAGAUGAGGGCCGCAGGGAAGACCUCGUUGGCCAGUGGUGUCUCCACCUGGUCCAUGGUGAAGAGCAUCCUGCAGACGGAGGGGCCACAGGGGCUGUUCCAGGGAAUGACCAGCACCUGGCUCCGUGAGGUACCCGGAUACUUCUUCUUCUUUGGUGGUUACGAGAUCAGCCGCACCUUCUUAACGAAGCCAGGAUGCUCUAAGGACCAGCUCGAUGCUCUCCCACUGGUGGUGAGUGGAGGCAUUGGGGGAGCUUUCUUUUGGCUGGCUGUUUACCCCAUUGAUUCUGUCAAGUCCCGCAUCCAAGUGCUAUCCAUGAUUGGCAAACAGGCGGGCUUCCUCCAUACCCUCCUCAGCAUCAUCCGCACUGAAGGAGUUCCUGCCCUGUACAUUGGCCUUACCCCCACCGUCCUGCGUGCGUUCCCCUCAAACGGCGCUCUCUUCCUGGUGUACGAGCUGAUCAGGAGAGCGCUGACCAGCCAGGCUACGGGCAGCUGA